This is a messenger RNA of Rhodotorula toruloides NP11, 1389 nucleotides long. RefSeq names its product DJ-1 family protein. Gene Ontology annotation, biological process: guanine deglycation, glyoxal removal; protein deglycation, glyoxal removal. Gene Ontology annotation, molecular function: protein deglycase activity. The coding region runs from base 1 to 1389 and encodes 462 amino acids. NCBI's taxonomy places the organism in Eukaryota, Fungi, Basidiomycota, Microbotryomycetes, Sporidiobolales, Sporidiobolaceae. The record is from RefSeq and is a predicted model, not a curated record. Gene Ontology annotation, cellular component: nucleus; cytosol. The transcript is spliced from 4 exons.
AUGACCUCGCCCAAGCAGGAGGGCGCGUUCAAGCGUCUCGUCCGGUCUCUCUCGCGCUCAUCGCCUCGCUCAGAGCGCCCGCAACCGCAGCAGCGCAGCUCGUCGCGCGGGAAACGCCUCGACGACAUCGCCAAGUACGCGCCGGCCAACAACGGCGUCGCCAUCCCCAACGCUCUGCCGAGUCCGCAAGGAGUGUCCUACAGCACCAGCCCACCGCCUGACAGCUACUUCCCCCGUCCUCCCUCGGAAGUUCUGAACGACUCGGAGGCGAAUGGCAGGGAGCGACACCCCGACUCAAUCGGCGCGCGCGCCUUCGACGUCGGCGAGUCGACCAAAGGCAUGGCCGCCCCGGGCGUGACCUUUGCCCCCGCCGCUCCCGGCACCGCAACGAAAGUCCGCCCGGACAGCGAAUUGGACGGCUGGCGUCCGCCUCCUCCGCGUCGCACGACCUCGCAGCGCGUCCGUCGUCAACCUUCGUCUGGCGGCGGGAAGGGCGAAGCGAAUGGAGCGGGAGGGGGACUGAGUAGGCACCGUUCGGGCGACAGGAAGAAGGGCGAGUCCAUCUCGGCCGCGGCGGAGAUCGACGGCGUCCCUGUUCCGACGCUCCCUGCGACGCCGGGAGUCGAGUCCAACGGCGUCGGUGAGCAGGUCAAAGUUGGCGACCGCACGCUCGACGCGGGCGAGCGCAGGGGUGUCACGCUCGAGGACAGGCCGCUCAGUCGGAACGCGUCGCAGGGACUCAAGCGCACGGCAAGUCAGUGGAAGAAGGCUGCGCAGAAGGCGUUCGAGCCCCUCCCGAAGGAAGAAGGCGAGAAGCGCGUGAUCGUCCUCGUCGCCGACGGGACGGAGGAAAUCGAAGUCAUGACCGCGUACGACGUCUUCGUCCGCGCGUCACUCAACCCCGUCCUCGUCUCUGUCUCGCCGCAAUUCUCGCCGUCCAACUCGCUCCCUCACAUCACCCUCUCGCGCGGCGCGCGCAUUCUCGCCGACACCCAGUUCGAGACGCUCAAGGAGGAGCAUUGGGAUCUGUUCGACGCGGUAGUCGUGCCUGGCGGAGCGAAGGGCGCUGAGCGCCUCAGUAAGGAGAAGCGCGUGCAGGAGCUGUUGUGGCGGUUUUGGUCGGAGCAGAAGCUUGUCGGCUGCAUUUGCGCUGGCUCGCUCGCCGCUCUUUCUUCCCAGAUCGGUCUCGGCGGCGCGCUCACCUCUCACCCGUCCGUCCGCUCGCAACUCGAAAAGCACUACGACUACUCCGACGACCGCGUCGUCGUCGCCGGAAACCUCGUCACGAGUCGUGGACCGGGUACGGCGCUCGAGUGGGCGUUGCAGCUUGUCGAGAUGCUCUCGGGACGGAAGAAGAGGGACGAGGUUGAGGGUCCCAUGAUGGUUUAG